AUGACAGAACAAAUAAAUGAACUAUUUCCAAGACUUGGUAGCUGCUUUGAGGACACACUAACUGAAAUGAUCGAAAAAAAAGUCAAUGAUAACAUUCAAAGUAUUGUUGAACAAACAUUAGAGAGUUUAAAUCAGAACCCACCAGAGUGGUUCACUAAUGAAAUGCGUGAAAUUAAGAAGGAUAUUAAAGAUCUUAAGGGAGAGUUUAAAGACCUUAAGAGAGAUCUUAACAAGGAUGUUAAAGAUCUUAAGAUAGAGUUUAAAGACCUUAAGAGAGAUCUUAACAAGGAUGUUAAAGAUCUUAAGAUAGAGUUUAAAGACCUUAAGAGAGAUGUUAAGAGGGAUCUUAGAGAUUUUAAGGGAGACAUGGAUUCUGGCUUCAAAAUGUCCGAAUAUAGUCAUAUACGUUUAUAUAAUAUGUUCCGGAGAAUGAAUGGAUAUCCAGCUACUCCCGUUCCGUUCUUGAAUGUGGAAGCUAUUAUGAAUGAGUUACCACCAAUUGGCUCGGUUCAAGAUAUUGACUCGUUGAGUAAAGAAGAAUGCCAAACGUAUUUGAGAGCAUACAAUGUCGAGUUUCAUCCAAAUGAGUCUGUCAAAUUAAAAGAAAGACUAAGAGAUGCAGUAGGCUUGGCGAUUAGUUAUGAUUUGGAAUUUCAGUUUGGAAGUUUUCAAUAG
Molecule: messenger RNA, 675 nt
Organism: Debaryomyces hansenii CBS767
Lineage: Eukaryota; Fungi; Ascomycota; Pichiomycetes; Serinales; Debaryomycetaceae
Product: DUF1773 domain-containing protein
Exons: 1
Coding region: 1-675 (224 amino acids)
Source: RefSeq, a predicted model, not a curated record